Messenger RNA from Phodopus roborovskii (desert hamster), 674 nucleotides. It is a transcript of the gene Efcab11, whose product is annotated as EF-hand calcium binding domain 11. Lineage: Eukaryota; Metazoa; Chordata; Mammalia; Rodentia; Cricetidae. The record is from RefSeq and is a predicted model, not a curated record. Gene Ontology annotation, molecular function: calcium ion binding. Bases 32 to 520 code for a protein of 162 amino acids. The transcript is spliced from 6 exons.
GCUCUCGGUGUUCUCGGUGUCGUUGGUGGCGAUGUUCCCGUCAGUGGCAGGAGCCAGGCCGCGGGCAUCCGAAGCCAGCGCCUCGGAACGCAGGAAAUGGGUGGAAGUAUUUAAAGAAUGCGACGAAGACAACAAAGGCUACUUGAGCCGAGAGGACUUUAAGGUUGCUAUUGUAAUGCUGUUUGGAUACAAACCCUCCAAGAUAGAAGCGGAUUCUGUGAUGUCUUCAGUAAAUCCCAACACGUCUGGUAUUUCACUUGAGGGGUUCUUAGAUGUCGUCAAGAGAAAGAAGGAAGCACAGCUCUAUCGGAAUGAGAUAAGGCACAUCUUCACAGCUUUUGACACGCACUAUCGUGGAUUUUUAACUCUAGAAGAUUUCAAAAGGGCAUUUAGUCGAGUGGCUCCCAAGCUACCGGAGAGGACAGUGCUGGAGGUGUUCAGGGAAGCAGAUCAAGACUCAGAUGGUCACGUCAGCUUCCGAGACUUUGAGUAUGCCAUGAACUGUGGACGGGCAGAAUGAAGCCGGAUGCUUGUGGACUCUACUUUUGGCAAUGCUGGGCAGAUCAAUUAAUUGUAAUCUAGUUGAAGGUCACACAGACCUCACUCUUUUAUGGUGCUGUGUACUUGUGAGUAAACUCUUAAUUAUAGUUUUAGAUGCUGAUGUUGAAUCUAGA